This is a messenger RNA of Chenopodium quinoa (quinoa), 615 nucleotides long. RefSeq lists its product as uncharacterized. The record is from RefSeq and is a predicted model, not a curated record. Bases 1 to 615 code for a protein of 204 amino acids. The transcript has 3 exons. Lineage: Eukaryota; Viridiplantae; Streptophyta; Magnoliopsida; Caryophyllales; Amaranthaceae.
AUGGAUGUUCAUAAUGCUUUUCUUCAUGGUGAUUUUGAUGAAGAAGUAUUUAUGCAGUUCCCUCCAGGGUACGGUACUCCGUCACCUGGCAAAGUUUGCAGCUAUGUGCAAGGCAGUGUAUCUUUGCAUGUUCUUGUCUAUGUCGAUGAUUUGAUUAUUGCAGGAUCUUCUCAUGAUGCUAUUGAUUUGGGUUUGCUUAAGUAUUUCUUAGGCAUUGAGGUUGCUCGGAGUCCGGAGGGUAUCUUUCUUUCUCAACGAAAGUAUGCUCUGGAUAUUUUGACUGAGGCAGGAAUGUUGGUUUGUAAACCCAUUGAUACUCCGAUGGAGCAGAAUCAUCGUCUUGCACAUGCUUCCGGUGACCUGUUUGCUCAACCGAAACAGUAUCGUCGUUUGGUUGGUCAUUUGGUUUAUUUGUUAGUUACUCGACAAGAGUUGAGUUAUUCAAUGCAUGUGUUGGCUCAGUUUUUGAGCAUUCCAUAUGUUUCCCAUUGGGAUGUGGCUAUUCGUGUCUUGCGCUACCUUAAGGGUAGUCCAGGACAAGGUAUUUUGUUGCGAACUAUGCAGGAUUUAUGCUUGAUGGCGUUUUGUGAUGUGAUUGGGCAGCCUGUCCGUUGA